CGCUGGAUCCUUAACCCGGUGGGCCACAGGAGAACUCCAAUGACUGCUAUUCAUUGAUGGCCUGGCUUACUAUGUGUUAGAUCAUGAGUUAAACAUUAUCUCAUUGAAUCAUUACACCACCACUAACCCUUUAUUAGGUGGUUAUCAUCCUCAGUUUACAUGUAAGAAAAGCAAGACUUGCAUAUGUUUGCCCAGGCUCAAGGUAAGGAUGCCUGCAAAACCAGUUUGCAACCACCGCUAUAUUCGCUGAACAUGAAGCGGGUAAGCACGUCUGUAACUUCAAUUCCCGUCGGGCUGUGCGGCAGCGUCGCGAGAGUUGACCUGAAAAAGCAGCCUCGCGAGCGUUGGCUUAAAUGCGGCGGCGGGAAGGCGGCGGUCCCUCCUGCGGGAGCGGUUGAGAGUACGGACAGCUGAGGCGAUGGCGGACAGCCACAGCCCGGACAGCGAGCCUACGACGCGCACGCUGCUACGGCGCGUGCUGGAUACAGCGGAUCCGCGCACCCCGCGGCGACCCCGAAGUGCUCGGAUUGGUUGCUGGUCUUUACACAGUGCUCAGAUAUCCCCGCUUGAAACAUCUUCCUCUAGGAGGCUGAGGAGCCAAACAAAGAUGUCUGCCAGGCGUUGGUCUCAUAGAAUCAGGUCUAUUGACAGAUUGGCCCAUGUUCAAGCCAGUGGACACCUGGAGGAACAAACACCCCGAACUCUGCUGAAGAACAUCUUACUAACUGCCCCAGAAUCUUCCACCGUGAUGCCAGAGUCUAUGAUGAAGCCACUGACGGUGCCACAGAUGGUCCAGCCUUCCAGACGGGAAAGCAGUUGGAGCAGCCUAGAGCUGCAGCUUCCUGAACUCGAACCCCCCACAACCCUGGCUCCAGGUCUGCUGGCUUCUGGCAGAAGGAAACAGAAGCUAAGGUUGUCAGUGUUUCAACAAGGAAUGGACCAGGAGCUGCCUCUCUCUCAAGAGUCUCGUGGGAAUGCUGAUGCCUCUUCACUCACCAGCUCCCUCAACCUGACCUUUGCCACACCUCUCCAGCCACUGUCAGUAAAGAGGCCUGGUUUGGCCCGCAGACCCCUCACCCGACGUGCUGUAGAUGUGGGUACAUUUUUCCAGGAUCUGCGAGAUACCUCCCUGGCCUUGCCUCCUCCAGACACAGUGUUGGAGGACACCCAGCCGUUCUCCCAGCCCUUGGCUGGCCACUCCCCCAGUGUGCGCCACUCCCUGCCUUGCCCCCCUCACUCUGGGGCUAAAGAAUUGGAGAGGGCUGACAGUCGCAGGACACUGAGCGGUGGGCCUGGGCCACAGAAUAAUGGUCCUGGAGAACCAGCCCAGCUUCUGGCCGGAAAGGUGGAGGAAGCUGCUGCUGCUGCCGUGGGCUUUCCAAAUGCCAGCAGUAGUAUCUCUGGAGAAGAUGGAGUAGAGCCCUUACAGAACAGAGUAGGUGAGGAGGCAGAGGAAAGGACAGAAGAAAGUUGGAGCAUGAGGGAAGUGGAGGAGGCAGCAGGAGCACAAGGAUCUGCCAGAGCAGGAGAGCCUGAAGGACACACAGAGGUGACAGAAGCAGAGGGAUCCUGGGGGGCUGUUGAGGCCAAGGAGCCAGAAGGAUCUUCAGAGGAUGAAGAUACCUCUGGUAGGACAGCAAGUCCAGAGUUGGCCUCCAGCACCCCAGAGUUCCUUCAGGCCAGGCGACUUCAGGUUCUUGAGCCAGCUCUACUGCCUAGCACUGCAGUCUUACCUUCAGAACCUGCACAGCCUCUGUUGGCCAGGCUUCCUCCCAGGCCCCGCAUCGCUGGUCCCAGGCCCCGUCCAGAUCCCUACAAGGCUGGACUGAACCACUAUGCUAAACUCUUUAGCUUUUAUGCUAAGAUGCCCAUGGAGAGGAAGGCUGUGGAGAUGGUGGAAGAGUGCCUGGACAAGUAUUUCCAGCAUCUUUGUGGUGACCUGGAGGCAUUUGCUGCUCAUGCUGGCCGAAAGACUGUGAGGCCAGAGGACGUGGAGCUGCUGUUGCGAAGGCAGGGCCUGGUCACCGACCAAGUCUCCCUGCACGUGCUUGUGGAGCGACACCUGCCCCUGGAGUACCGGCAGCUGCUCAUCCCCUGUGCAUUCAGUGGCAACUCUGUCUUCCCUGCCCAGUAGUGGCCAGGGCUCAACCCCUGCCUUGUCCCCACCUUGGCCCCACAUAUACUUCCAGGUUUUCUCCUUGCCCCCCAGCAUCAAUAAAGAGUCACAAAUAGAA
Molecule: messenger RNA, 2234 nt
Organism: Phacochoerus africanus (Common warthog)
Lineage: Eukaryota; Metazoa; Chordata; Mammalia; Artiodactyla; Suidae
Gene: CENPT
Product: centromere protein T
Exons: 13
Coding region: 419-2134 (571 amino acids)
Biological process (GO): mitotic cell cycle; chromosome segregation; kinetochore assembly
Cellular component (GO): kinetochore
Molecular function (GO): DNA binding; protein heterodimerization activity
Source: RefSeq, a predicted model, not a curated record